UGGAUCAACCCCCAAAUCUGACAAUAGUGAGAUGCUGAAUAUAGCGUCAGACAGCAGUGAAUCAGAAGAUACAAAUGUCUCCAUGCAGCCUGCUAAAAAGAAAUCAAAGUCAACCAAUUCUCCUGUGAAGGAAUCUCUCCUUGAUAAGCUGAAAAAGAUCAAGAGUCCAUCAUUAGAAAAGGCUGCUAGCAGUUCACAGUCCAAGACAGUCAUCUCUAAGAAAAGAUCUGCAGAAGAUGCAAGCAUAGAAAAUGACUCUCCAUCUAAAUCGAAGAAAAAGUCCAAAGUCCAAACAGAAGUCGGUGGUGCUCCUCAGAGUCCGGUAAAAAGUGUUGAAGAAAGACUCGCCCAUUUUAAUGAGAGACUCCAAGAGAAAGGCCUUUCUGCAGCAUCAAAGAAGCGAAUUAGGAGGCAAAUAAAAAAACUCAAGACAAACAGGUAUAGAACCAUAACUAUAUUACUAAGUUAAUGUCA
This is a messenger RNA of Pecten maximus, 474 nucleotides long. RefSeq lists its product as uncharacterized. Bases 32 to 469 code for a protein of 145 amino acids. The record is from RefSeq and is a predicted model, not a curated record. Lineage: Eukaryota; Metazoa; Mollusca; Bivalvia; Pectinida; Pectinidae. The transcript has 2 exons.